Molecule: messenger RNA, 654 nt
Organism: Acanthosepion pharaonis
Lineage: Eukaryota; Metazoa; Mollusca; Cephalopoda; Sepiida; Sepiidae
Source: the annotation of a GenBank genome assembly
AUGUUUUCUUUUCUUUCACCAUUUCCUUCUUUUAUUCUUAUCUUUCGUUCUUUCAUUUCUUUCUUUCUAUCUCUCUUUCUUGCUAUCUUUGCCCUUCUCCCUCAUUACACUGUUUUUCUCAUAUUUCAUAUUUUAAUUGUUUACAUUUCAUAUUUCUCUCAAACAUUCUAUUCUGUCAUAAGGUCAUGCAGCCAUUUUUCUUUAUUUUUAAAACUCUCGGGAUUAUUUUACUACCCUAAAUUCUAUUCUUUCUUUCUUUCUUUUUUCUUGCUUCUUUUCUAUUUUAUCGUUCAUGUUUCUUUCUUCCAUUAUUCUCUUUUCUUUCUUUGUUCUUCUAUUCUUCUUUUCUCUUCUUUCUUUCUUACAUUAUUUUUUCCAUUCUUUCUUCCUUUUUCCUUGCUUGCUUUCUUUCUUUUUUUAUCCUUCUUUUCUUUCUUCUUUUUCUUCUUUCUUUCUUUUUUCUUUCUUUCUUCCGUUGUUUUGUUCUUUCUUUUUUCUCUCUCUUCUCUUCUUUAUUUUUAUCUUUCUUCCUAUCUUUCCUACUAUUAUUUAUUUCUUUCUUUCGUAAUUAUUUUUCCCUCCUUUCUUAAUAAUUUAUCAGUUCUUUCCUUCACUCAUUCUUUCUUUUCUUAUUUCUUAAUCAUUUCAUUUUAA